Labrus bergylta (ballan wrasse) is the source of this 4215-nucleotide messenger RNA. It is a transcript of the gene zfyve19, whose product is annotated as zinc finger, FYVE domain containing 19. Gene Ontology annotation, cellular component: centrosome; cleavage furrow; midbody. Gene Ontology annotation, biological process: abscission; mitotic cytokinesis checkpoint signaling. The record is from RefSeq and is a predicted model, not a curated record. Gene Ontology annotation, molecular function: phosphatidylinositol-3-phosphate binding; metal ion binding. NCBI's taxonomy places the organism in Eukaryota, Metazoa, Chordata, Actinopteri, Labriformes, Labridae.
UUCCGGAUUGCUUCCUGCCCUGAUUAAAGAAACGUUAAAAGGUUGAAAGAGUAAGGAAACAGAAAGAUUAUUGGUCAAAUCUGCCUUUUUUUUUUUAAUACACGCAAGGCAUUAUCAGUCAUUACAAGGUUGCCUGUCUCAUGACUCUCUACACGUGUCAGGAUGGACAACCGUUGUUAUUGUUGCACUGCAAAGUUUAGUCUCUUCAAGAAGGAGCUCGGCUGUAAGAACUGCGGCCGCGCCUUCUGCUCCAGCUGUUUGACUUUCAGUGCUGUGGUGCCUCGAUGUGGAAACACCCAGCAGAAGGUCUGCAAGCAGUGCCAUGCUAAUCUGACAAGCGGAGGAUCUACUAAUAGUACUGGCAAAUGGUCUCCCCCUGAGAAUUAUAAAAAACGGGUGGCUGCACUUGAAGCCAAACAGCAGGGACAGUCGUCAAAGCCUCUUGCACAUGGAAGCAACAGAAACAACAAAGAAAGCGUCGUACCCACCAGAGGCCUGAGUAGAGAAGACCAGGCUAUUGCUGAAAGACUUCAGAAGCUGAAAGAAGACACUAAGCCAAAGUCUAUCCCCACUGAGAAAGAUCUUGAGUCUCGCCUUGCUGCUCUGAAAGCUCCCAGCCAGCCAGUGCCUUCUUUGGGGGAGAUGGAGGACCGUCUGGCUGUUCUACAGGGUCAACCUGCACCAUCUCAAGCACCUCCACCUGUGCACAAGCCUCCAGAUAACAGGACACAAACUGAGCAAGCCAAUGAUCUCUUAAAUCAGAUGACUGCGGAAGUUGCCAUUGACAACCAGCAAUCAAAUCCUGAAUGCAACGUAGAUGGCCGUAUGAAUGAUCUCAACAAGGGCGAGGACGGAACAGUGACGGAGAAUUUAGAGGAGAACGAAGAGGCGGUCAAGCAGCUCGAGGCAGAGAAGUCCCGUCUGCUGGAGGAGGCCAUGGCGGAACUGAGGAAUGAGCGCCACACCCAGGAUCAGAUCCUUGACAUGGCCAAGAGGCUGGCGCAUCUGAAGGGUCAGGACCCAGACAAAGUUACUAUGGAGGACUUUCAGCAUCCUGACAGUGAGGAGGAGACCGAGGAAGAAGCUGUGAGGAGAGUUUUAAAACAGCUUUCUGAAGAAGCUGCAUUGGAUGAGGCCAGUGGCUACAACAUACCUUUAGAACAAAGUGGACCAAAGAACACAGAGAAGAAGAAAACCUCAAAGAAAUCGAUCCACGCUCAAGCCACCAAGAGUCGGACUUCCUCAGCUGCUGUUGCACAUCAGCCUUCAGACAGUGACGAAGAAGAAGAGCUUCCCUGGUGCUGCAUCUGCAACCAAGAUGCCACCCUUCGCUGUCACACCUGUGAUGGAGAUCUGUACUGCAGCCGCUGCUUCAGGGAAGGCCAUGAUAAAUAUGACAGGAUGGAGCAUCGCACCACAAACUACACUGCACCGAAGAAGAAGAGGAAGACAUGAUAGUGAGUGUGUGCUGAAGAAGUUUGCCUUAUAAGACACCAGUCCGUUUGACCUGUUAGAUUUGUGCUUUAGACUUUAGAGACCUAUCAUAAGUGGUACAAAAAAAAAGACUCGGUAGAUUUAAAUACUACCUAUCAUCAUCAGAAGCAAGCAAGCAAGAUCCCUUCAUUUUGACACCCACUGACCUCAUUCAAUCAGUCUCGGUGGUUAAAACAUGCAUUUUGGAGACUGCACAAAGAGAAGCAUCUACUUAUUAACAGAUAAAGCAACAGUGGGUUAUAUUUAUGGCACAGAAAAGCUUAGAAGUAGUCAUAACUUAAUUAAAAAGGUAAUUAAUACUUACAAUGUGAAAAAUAUAGCUAUGAUUUCUGUCUGUAAUGUAUAAGAUUUAAAGUCUUUCAGAGGCUGCUACACAGUGUUGAUAUUCAGUACACUGCAUACUUAAGUUAAGAAGUUUUUUUUUUUAAAGGCACUUGUCCUACUUAGCAGAGGCAACAAAGGCUCAUCACAGAUGCACGUUGCAUUUGUCACCAUUUGAAUUAAAAGAAAAAAAUCUUGACUACGCAUACUGCAAGCAGACGCAUCAUGUGCUCAUCUGGGACGAUGUUCGAUCCCAGACUGCUGUCAGCUCUGAAGGAGUACAGAGGAGUCUGUAUAAAAGGAUUACUGAGGGCUUUGUUUUCUUUUGGCAGUCACUGCAGUCACUCUUGUAAUCUAUGUUUGGCUGUGAGUCUGACAUGAGUAUUGCCUUUCUUGUCCCUAUGUGUAAUGUCAUUAUAAAGGAUGCAGAAGUGUUAGGUGCUGUGUCACGUCUCUGAGGGAACGCUGCUUUGCUUUUUAGUUAUAUUUUUAACACCGAAGCCUUUUUUUUUUUUUUUCCUUCUUACCACCUCUGCGUGGGCGACAGUCGUGGCUGGAGAUGUUCGGUUUUAGAGUCCUCAGUCCUUCCUUGCCAAGAAUGCCUGGGAAGAUUAUUUUCAACUUCGCCACAAACUUCCACUUGGACUUAAAGAGGAUCUGACUUGAUUUUAGGGGUCAAAGUUCAGUGUGACAUCUCAAAAUCUAAUUUUGAGCCAUCACUCAAGAAAUUAAAAGUUGAUUUGAAAUAAUUUUACCAAAACCAAUAGUAGUACAAUUUUUUUAAAUAAUGAAGUAAAAGGUUAUAGAAAGGUUCCAAGCUGAACUUCACAGUGGCAUCAAAUUGUCCUGGAACAACCCUUUUUUCUCUCCUUCAUUCCUGUCCAAAUUGUGUGCUAGUAGUGAUGUCUCUAAAUCACCUAAUUUGCCACAAACAUCCUUUUGGACUUAUGGACAUUCCCACUGAUGAUAUAUUGUAUCAAAGUCCUAAGGGGAUUUGAUUGCAUUUUUUAAAUGUUUUUUUUUUCAUCUGACUGAACAAAGCCAUCAUCAAUCUAUGAGUAGUGUAGCAUCUCCCCUCACGCUGCCCCCUCAUAUCGGUUUGUUCUUCGGUCUCGAGAAUGGUCUACUAAUGAUCACAUCCUCUGCAGAGAAACGGAGUGACCUUCUAUGGUGUUAUGUCACCUCUGUGAAUGAUUGUGGUAUGACCUUUCCUGUUAAAAGUAGACACAUAUUUAUGCCAUUGUUUGUAAAGUAUUUUCACUACACAAAUGUAUCUCCCAUCCAGGCCUGUUACAUUCUCAUUCUGUGCGAUAUACUGUUGGAUAUAAACUGUGACUUGAUUGGCUGGCUGAGACAUAGAAAGAGGCAGUAAUUCUUUUUUUUCUUUUUUUUAUCACUGAUAUCACUUGAAAAAAACAUCCCAUGCAGUAUUGACGGCCUCUCUCUCAGAAAAGCAAGAUCAUAAGUGGGGGCAAAACCAGUAAAUGACUAUAAUGGAUCCUGUAGCCAAAAGACCCUCUGUGUAUGACAGAGAGAAGGCCGGAGUGCUGUUUCAUCAGUGUGCAUUACUGUCAAGCUAAAGGAGAGGAAACCAUAAUUACACUCUCCUUUGGGGGCUUUGCUCCAUUAAGGUUUGCAUGGAGGCUGUUACUGUGUUUGCCUUUUUCUGGCCAUGUCAGACACGCACCACAGACAGGAAAUGGAUGAGGAGGGUAAUGGAUGCAUACUUAAUGGACUCUUCCUGCUGCUGAUUUCCCUGUGUUUACUCCUAGAGCUGACAUGUCAACAUCUCCUUUUGUUUCCAAAAGUCUGCUGAAAAAUGUGCGCCCGAAAAAACAAAAGCCAGUGUUCUGUAAAAGAUCUGCUGAGAGCCGUACUACUGUAAAGUCUUCAAGUUAUCUCUGAACAGUAGGACAUGCAUUAUUAUUCUUUUAAAGGCUUUCAAGGCAAUGAGUGUUUUAAAGCAGUUAUAAAGGGGGAAUGUGGUAACAGGAUCACUUGAUUGGUAGUGUAAAUUGAUUAGCAUAAUGGACAAUGUCAAUAUUUAUUUGUAUCUGUUGAGUGAAUAAUAACUGAUGACACAGCACUGUUGGAUAACCACUAAGUCGGAAAUCAGAUGUGUCUUUUUUCCAUAAAGCAUCAACAGCCUUGUCUUGAAAAUGUCCCAUUUUAUUUUCAACAUACAACACUGUUAUCAGGGCAAAAAAAAAAAAGUCUUAUGUACAUAAAUAGACAACUGAAAAUGUACAGUCUUACCCACACACAAAAAAACAACAACAACGUCCAUCGGUACAGCUUUUUAUCAACAUGUGCAUUAUCGGAUUGUUUAUGGGAGAAAACAAAUGUAAUUGUAGUCCAUAAAUUAAAGUGAAAUAAUAAAAAUAAAGCCAUUCAAAACUU